AUGACGACCUAUCGGGAUUUCAAACUCACGGACAUCAUGGAAUUCAACUUUGUAAAUCUGGAUCAGUUGACGGAGACCUACAGCACCUCGUUCUACGGUGAGUAUCUCACGCACUGGCCCGAGUUUCAGCGCAUAUGUGUCCACCCGACGACCGGCAUUUGUAUGGCGUACGCACUUGGCAAGGCUGAGGGAAAGGGCGAGGAUUUCCACGGGCAUGUGUCUGCGGUCACAGUGGCGCCGAUAUUUCGUCGUCUUGGCUUGGGAGAGGCACUCAUGAAGGAGCUCGAGACCACAACGUCACUUGUUCACAAUGCGUACUUUGUGGAUUUGUUUGUGCGGCAAAGCAACAAAGUCGCUCAAGAAAUGUACCAUAAACUGGGAUACAUUGUCUACCGGCGCGUGCUUGGUUACUACCGAGGCGAUGGCCCCAAAGGGACGUUUAAGGGUGAUGAAGAUGCACUGGAUAUGCGCAAGGCCAUGCCUCGUGACAGGGAGCGAGGGAGGAGUAGCGUGAUUCCUCUUGCUAAACCCAUCAAACCCGAGGAGUUGGAGUGGAACUAA
Trypanosoma cruzi is the source of this 561-nucleotide messenger RNA. Its product is annotated as N-acetyltransferase complex ARD1 subunit, putative. Gene Ontology annotation, cellular component: NatB complex. The record is from RefSeq and is a predicted model, not a curated record. The transcript has a single exon. Lineage: Eukaryota; Euglenozoa; Kinetoplastea; Trypanosomatida; Trypanosomatidae. Gene Ontology annotation, molecular function: protein-N-terminal amino-acid acetyltransferase activity. Bases 1 to 561 code for a protein of 186 amino acids. Gene Ontology annotation, biological process: N-terminal peptidyl-methionine acetylation.